Rotaria sordida is the source of this 1302-nucleotide messenger RNA. NCBI's taxonomy places the organism in Eukaryota, Metazoa, Rotifera, Eurotatoria, Philodinida, Philodinidae. The record is from the annotation of a GenBank genome assembly.
AUGCACACCGUCUUUCGAAUCGGUGAAGUUCGAAAAGUUGAUAAGAAAAGUCCACUUUAUGAAGUAGACCUUAAACUUACGUCAGAUGACGACCAACAACUUCGUCAAUUAACCAAUCGUAUACGAGAAGAAUCAUCAGGUAGCAGUGGAUGGCACCGUAUUGGUACAUUGCUUCUCACAAUUGGGCAGUUCGACAAGGCCGAAGAAUUGUACAUGGCACUACUAGAACAGGCAUCAAACGACAGUGAUAAAGCACAUAUCUAUAACGAGUUCGGACGGUUGAAAAACAACCAAGGACAAUAUACAGAAGCAGUUUCAUUUUACAAAAAGUCUCUCGAAAUCGUUGAAAAAACUUUUUCGAAAGAUGAUCCAAAAUUGGCUAAUAUCUACAACAAUAUUGCUGUUACGUAUAAUGACAUGGGUGACUACUCGAAAGCACUUGAAUUUUACGAAAAAGAUCUCGAAAUCACAAAAAAAGCUCUGCCUCCGAAUCAUCCCGAUUUGGCUACUUCCUACAGCAACAUCGGUCAAGUGUAUAAUGACAUGAGUGACUACUCGAGAGCACUUGAAUUUUACGAAAAAGCACAUAAAAUCUACGAAAAAGCUCUGCCUUCGAAUCAUCCCUCAUUGGCUAGUAGUCACUUGAAUUUUGCAACGUGUUACGAACGAAUGGGUGAUUACGCAGCAGCUCUUAAGGCUCUUCAAAGUGCUUUUCAAAUUCAACAACAAGCAUUUCAAGUAGGUAAUCCAACUUUUGCUUUAACAUAUAGUCGGCUCGGAAGAGUUUAUCGCAGUAUGAAAGAUUACUCAAAGGCACUUGAUAAUUUUGAAAAAUGUCUCUCAAUACGUCAGAAAGCCUUGCCUGACGAUCAUCCAGAUCGAGCUACUACAGACAGUGAUAUUGGUGAUGUUCAUCGAUUAAUGGGUAAUUAUGAAAAGGCACUUGCAUUUCAUCAAAAAGCAUUAAAUAUUCAAGAAAAUGUUCAAUAUAAUCCUCUGGAAUGUGCAUUGACAUAUAUAAAUUUAGGUGAAACUUAUCGUGAAAUGAAAGAUUAUUCAACGGCAUUGACAUUUUAUCAAAAAGGAUUAGAAAUACGUGAAAAGAAAUUACCAAAAAAUCAUCCUGAUUUAGCUGUUGUAUAUCAUAAUAUGGCAAAAUUAUAUUUGGCUACACGAAAAUAUAGUAUAGCAAUGAAAAAUAUUCAACAAGCAGUUGAAAUAGCUCAAGAAAAAUUACCUUCAACACAUCCUCAUCUUUUGGAAUAUAAAGAAACAUUUGAAAAAAUUCGAAAGAAAAUGUAA